GGCACACAUAAUGUGUAUGUACUGUAUAGACACAUGGACGUUCAGAGUGGUUGAUUCAAUAUGAUGGCUGCGAAUAUAGAGAGGUUUGUCAGUGAGGGUAAAGGAAAUGGUUUGCGUGCUCUGCGUGAAAUCAAACCCGGUGAAGUGAUCUACUCCUGCGAGCCGUAUGCAUUCUGCAUUGCCAAGAAUUUCUUGAAAACGACCUGCCAAAGUUGUCUCAAGAGAGGCGAAAGUCUAUCGAGAUGUUCUCAGUGUAAGACGGCACGGUACUGCAGCGUUCAGUGUCAGAAACAAGCAUGGCCUGAUCACAAGAGAGAAUGCAAAUGCCUCCAGCGCCUCCAGCCAAGAAUCCCCACUGACUCCGUCCGCCUGGUUGCGAGGAUCAUUUUCAAACUACUCAGCCAAUCAAAAAGUGACCAAGAGGAGCUGUACUCAAUAGCUGAACACCAGUCACAUCUAGUCGACAUGAGCGAGGAGAAGAAGGAUGGCCUGGGGCAUCUCUGCACGACACUGCAGGUUUAUCUUGGCGAGGAGUACUGCAGUCUGUCUGAGCUUCCGUCCGGCCUCGACCCCAUCAGCCUCCUCGCCAGAGUGACCUGCAACUGUUUCAGCAUCAGUGAUGGAGAGCUGCAGGACCUGGGGGUGGGGCUUUACCCCAGCAUGUCUCUGCUGAACCAUGACUGCCAGCCAAACUGUGUCAUGAUCUUCGAGGGCAAGAGACUCACACUGCGAGCUGUUAGGGUCAUCAGACCCUGUGAGGAGCUGACUAUAAGCUACACCGAUGUCCUCGCACCCAGCAAAGAGAGGCGUUCGCAAUUACAGGAGCAAUACCACUUCCUGUGUCAAUGCACUCGCUGUACCACUGAGGACAAGGAUUGUGACAUGCUGGCUGGAGAGACGACAGCGUGGACAUCCUUAAGAGACGCCAUCCUUCACCUGGAGCAGCUUCAGUCGGACCAGCACUGGGAGGAGUUGCUGAAAGAGAGCCAAGCUCUUUUGCACAGAUAUGCAGAUGUCAUCCCGGACAGGAACAUCUAUGUGCUCAGGCUGCUGGAUCUGGCCAUGGAUGCUUGCAUUAGCCUGGACGAGUAUGAGACGGCACUGGAGUACGGCAAUAGGGCUCUGGGACCUUACAAAUUGUACUACUCCGAUCCUCAUCCGUCCAGAGCGGUGGAGCUGCUGCGGGUGGGGAAGCUGCAGCACUACCUGGGCCGACUGAAGGAAGCUCAGGGGAGCUUCACACAGGCCUAUGACAUCAUGAAGGUGACCCACGGGACGGAGCAUGCCCUGACUAAUGAGGUGAGGAGAAAACUGAGCGAGUGCCAGGCCGAGCUUGGCGGAGUCUAGGCGGCUGAUGCGUGGCACCGCACAAACCCUGCGUCAUCAUGUGGAGAACGACACCGCCCCAACCUCUCUGCCUUUCUGCUGUCACGUUGGCUGUCAAUCAACACGCCGCUAUAUUAGCUCUCAAAUGGAAUGUUUCUUGAUGGUUGUGUCUGCCACCUGCUUUUGUGCCAUUGUGUAUCAAACCAGCUGGUUUAGAAUUCUAUUGAAAAAAUUAAUAAUUUUUCUCUGCUGCUUCUACUCGGCAUGCCAGAGGGGAAAAAGCAACAUUACUGCCAUGCUUUUUUAUUCCAUUUCCAUAUUUUUAUAUUUUGAUUUUUUUUUUUUUUUUUUUUUUGCAAUAAUGACAGAGUGCUGUUCCCCAGAACAGCUGUUCACUUUUAACACUCAAUCCAAAGUAUAGUUUACUACCCUCCAUAAUUUCAAAAGAAAGUCCUGCUUCUAGGUAUUUUGAGCCAACAUUAAUGGUUACAACUGGAAAAAUAUUGCUAAAUCUAAAUAAUAAACUAAAUAAUAAAAAUAAAACAAUAAUAAAUCUAAAUAAUAAAAGUAUAUGCAUCUAUUGCAAAGUCUGAACUAUUUGGGUCACUCCAUUUUGAUUUGUACAGUAUCUGCAUAUUAUUAGCUUAACAAACAGAUAUGUUUGAUAUCAUAUUAGUAUUAAAAUGCAUCUGAUUGAGUA
Messenger RNA from Megalobrama amblycephala (Wuchang bream), 2026 nucleotides. It is a transcript of the gene smyd3, whose product is annotated as SET and MYND domain containing 3. Bases 61 to 1347 code for a protein of 428 amino acids. The record is from RefSeq and is a predicted model, not a curated record. The transcript has 12 exons. Gene Ontology annotation, molecular function: protein binding. Gene Ontology annotation, cellular component: nucleus. NCBI's taxonomy places the organism in Eukaryota, Metazoa, Chordata, Actinopteri, Cypriniformes, Xenocyprididae.